This is a messenger RNA of Drosophila hydei, 2451 nucleotides long. Its product is annotated as neuropeptide CCHamide-1 receptor. NCBI's taxonomy places the organism in Eukaryota, Metazoa, Arthropoda, Insecta, Diptera, Drosophilidae. The record is from RefSeq and is a predicted model, not a curated record. The transcript is spliced from 9 exons. Gene Ontology annotation, molecular function: G protein-coupled peptide receptor activity. Gene Ontology annotation, biological process: G protein-coupled receptor signaling pathway. Gene Ontology annotation, cellular component: membrane. Bases 872 to 2293 code for a protein of 473 amino acids.
ACAAUAUGGUUUUGUGCAUUUAAUAUAAAUUGUUAGUUCAAAUAUAUAACAAAUACUUGCGCAGGCGCUUUCAACAGCCGGCAUUUGGCAGUAACACAAACGUUUGUCCGCCGCAACGCUGCCCGCUGACAAUCUUUGGUUUAAUUGUGUGCCGAAUGCUUAUUGUCGGCCACAGCGACCGCCACAGCCACAGUCAAAAUGUCGACGAGUUUGAGCGCGCCAACAAGUCGUCUGCGUUCGCUUGCCGUGGAUAGUUCAGCAGCUGCCAAUCGGCGGAAGCGACAAUCUUUCACAUAGCGGGAAAUUUAAGCGUUGAAGUCAGCUUCCGGCUUUGUUGUCUGUGCGAAAAGUAGAAGUGAUAAAAAGUCUAAAUUUAAACAACAAAAAUUAGGCAUAUGCCUUUAGCGUAUUUUCCGUUCCGUUUGAAUUCGACAAAUUGCAGACACGUGUGUGUAUCAAUAUCCGAAAUCAACAAAAACCAAAGGAAACACUAAGAAACCAAACGUAAAUGUAAGCACAAUAAAUAACAAUUGAAAAUUGAUGCACAUCUGUGUGUUUAUCUGUGUCGCUCAAAGUGCUCCAGCGAAAUUCAUUAAAUGACAAGUAAAAACCGCUAAUUAUACGCGAUACUUCGGCAUUUUCCGACAACUGACAGCCAACAGAUGCGCAAAAAUUGAUAGACAUUUUAAUGUAAGUGCGCAGCAACAACAAAAACAUCAAUUAAAAUAUCUGCGAAAUUUAUCGAAGCGAAAAAAAACUUUGAAAUGCAACAGGAAACGAAACAUGUGGAAAUUGAAUUAAUAAUUCGCGCUUGAACAGUUCAGUAUUCAGUGAGAGAGUUAAAAGUGCAAAGAAAUUAUAAUCCUUAGCCAUGAUGAGCAGUGUUACCAGCAUUGCCAUGGACAUGGAAAUGGAGACCGAGUCGGAGUCGCCUCUAAGCCCAUUGAAUGUCACGCAAGCCCUCUGGGAGCUGGCGAUGUCAACGACGUCGGAGACACCCUUCUCCGAUGACAACAACAACAGCAUCGCCGUCACUGAGAUAUCCUACGUGCCCUAUGCCCGGCGACCGGAAACGUAUAUAGUGCCCAUAUUGUUUGCCAUCAUCUUUGUGGUCGGCGUCCUAGGCAAUGGAACUCUGAUUGUGGUCUUCCUGAGCGUACGACAAAUGCGAAAUGUGCCCAAUACCUACAUACUUUCCCUGGCGCUGGCUGAUUUGCUAGUUAUAUUGACGACAGUGCCACUGGUGUCGACGGUCUAUACCUUCGAGUAUUGGCCCUGGGGCAGUUUUCUAUGCAGCGUUUCGGAGUUCAUGAAGGAUGUCUCGAUUGGAGUUUCCGUCUUUACGCUAACUGCGCUCUCGAGUGAUCGAUAUUUCGCUAUUGUAGAUCCGCUGCGCAAGUUCCAUGCUCAUGGGGGCGGCCGACGAGCCACGCGCAUGACCUUGGCCAUAGCCGUGUCCAUUUGGCUGUUGGCCAUCGUCUGCGGCUUACCUGCGCUAAUUGGCAGCAACUUAAAGCCCCUUGGCAUUAGCUCGGAGAAAUCGAUUGUCAUCUGCUAUCCGUAUCCGGAUACCUGGGGCGAGAACUAUGCCAAGUUGAUGGUAAUGCUACACUUUCUAGUCUACUAUGCCAUACCUCUAGUCAUUAUUGCCGCCUUCUACGUCAUGAUUGCGCUGCAUCUGAUGUACUCGGCGAGUGUGCCAGGUGAAAUGCAAGGUGCUGUCAGACAGGUUCGAGCGCGUCGCAAAGUCGCCGUCACGGUGCUGGCAUUCGUUGUUAUCUUUGGUAUUUGCUUUCUGCCUUAUCACGUCUUCUUUUUAUGGUUCUACUACUGGCCGACAGCACAACAGGAUUAUAAUACGUUCUGGCAUGUACUGCGCAUCUUUGGCUUUUGCAUGUCCUUUGCCAACAGCUGUGCCAAUCCGGUGGCUCUCUACUUCGUGAGCGGGGCCUUUCGCAAGCAUUUCAAUAGAUAUCUAUUUUGUCGUGGCAUCAGUGGACGGCGCAAGAAGCGCAAUCAGCACAACGACACCUUUUGCAUGCAUCGCAAUACCUCGCUGACCAGCACAGCCUCCAAGCGUUACCAGUCCCGUCACUCCUGCUAUCAGAGCACAACGCUGCGCAGCUGUCGCUUGCAGGAGACAACUAUUACGACGCUGCCCAACGGAGCCUCCAACAUGGCCGUGCCUCUCAACGAGGCGGCAGCCGGCUACGAGUUUACGCCCCUCGGCGGGUUCGGUCCAGUCAAGGGAGCACAGCUGUCGCAGCGGCUGCAGGAGUCGCCCCUAAACUAAGUCGCUGACAUCCCCACGGAGUAUACAGGAAAUAUGAAGUAGCAGCAGAAACUAAAACUUUUACAUAAAUCAAAUAUGUUACAAAAAUGAGAAAUUGUAAGAGAAAUACUUAGAGCAAGCGAGAAGUUUUUAUUUAAGAAUUUUAAAUGCAGUUAAGU